Molecule: messenger RNA, 2759 nt
Organism: Botrytis deweyae
Lineage: Eukaryota; Fungi; Ascomycota; Leotiomycetes; Helotiales; Sclerotiniaceae
Exons: 4
Coding region: 1-2658 (885 amino acids)
Biological process (GO): arabinan catabolic process; xylan catabolic process
Cellular component (GO): plant-type cell wall
Molecular function (GO): xylan 1,4-beta-xylosidase activity; alpha-L-arabinofuranosidase activity
Source: RefSeq, a predicted model, not a curated record
AUGCAACUCAAGUGGCUACCACAGCUUGCACUGCUACAUGCCCGGGUAAUCCGACCCAGCAUUGAUAUCUAUAAAAUUUCCAACCCAUCAACCGAUCCUAGCACGAGUGCUAGCAUUGGUCAUCCUGACUGCACCAGAGAUCCUCUGUGUUCGCUACCUAUUUGUGAUGCGUCAUUGAGCAUUACAGAUCGUGUUUCUGGGCUCAUAAAUGCUAUGACGCUUGCGGAGAAGACUGCCAAUAUGGAGAACGAGGCUCCUGGUGUCUUAAGACUCGGUUUGCCUGCCUACAAUUGGUGGAAUGGACCACUUCAUAGAGUUGCUGGUAGUCCUGCCGUUGCCUUUACGAGCGAUGGGAAUUUUAGCUACGCUACAAGUUUCCCAAUGCCGAUUCUUACCGCUGCAGCAUUUGAUGACGCUUUGAUGAACUCAAUUGCGAAGAUCGUCGGAAGAGAGGGACGCGCUUUUGCCAAUGUUGGCAAGGCUGGUUAUGACUUCUGGACUCCCAAUAUUAACGGCUUCAAAGACCCACGUUGGGGCCGAGGACUCGAAACUCCUGGCGAGGAUCCACACCGUAUUUCGCGGUAUAUUUUGAGCCUUAUCCUUGGAUUAGAGGGCGGUCUUGAUCCUGCCGAGAAACAGGUGAUUGCUACUUGCAAGCACUAUGCGGUCUACGAUGUCGAAACUGGGCGUAACAGCUACGACUACGAUCCUACACCACAAGAACUCUCGGAAUACUACAUGGUCCCUUUCAAGAGUUGUGCCAGAGAUGCCAAGGUCGGGGCUGUUAUGUGCUCAUACAAUGCGGUUAAUGGGAUACCCUCCUGCGCUAAUAGAUAUCUUCUUCAUACAAUGCUUCGAGACCAUUGGGGUUGGAAGAAGCCUUGUCAGUGGGUUACUUCCGACUGUGCUGCUGUUACAAAUAUCUACAACGAUCAUCACUAUGUUAACGGCUCAGUCAAUGCUGCUGCAGUAGCUCUCAAUGCUGGCACAGAUCUUGCUUGUGAAUCAGGAACGAUUUACAACUCGCUAACUGAUGCUGUGUCUGCUGGGAUCACAACCGAUGCAGUCAUCAAUCAAUCACUCUCACGCCUUUAUAACUCAUUAGUAAAUGUUGGAUACUUUGGCGAUACGUCUCCUUAUUCUUCCAUAGGUUGGCGAGACGUGAAUACUGCUGAGGCCCAGCGCCUAGCGUAUGAGGCUGCUGUUGAAGGCAUGGCAUUGCUCAAGAACGACGGGACGCUGCCUCUUCCCAAGUCUCCAUCGAAUGUUAUCAUUGUCGGUCCAUGGGCCAACGCAACGUCUCAGAUGCAAGGAAACUAUUAUGGUAACGUUCCUUUCCUGACCAGUCCGUUAACUGCAUUCAAAGCAUUAUGGAAGAAUGUGACCUACCAUAGAGGGACAACAAUUAAUAGUAACGAUACUUCUGAUUUUGCUGCGACCCUGACUGCCGCAGGUAAUGCAGAUUAUGUUAUUUAUUGUGGAGGAAUUGACACUUCCGUUGAGGCCGAAGGGCGAGACAGAACAUCGAUCACCUGGCCAGACAAUCAGCUCACUCUCAUUAAUGAACUAGCAGGUUUGGGCAAGAAACUUAUCGUGGUGCAAUUUGGUAGCGGUCAACUGGACGGCACGGCUCUCUUGGGCAAUUCCAAGGUCAAUUCUCUGUUAUGGGCUGGGUAUCCUGGGCAGGCGGGAGGCAACGCCUUGCGUGAUAUUCUCGACGGUACCCGAACUGUUGCCGGGAGACUUCCCAUCACGCAAUAUCCAGCCAACUAUACCGAUAAAGUCAGCAUUUUCAACCCUGGUCUUCGUUCUACCUCUGCAAAUCCAGGGAGAACAUACAUGUGGUACAAAACUCCGGUUCUUCCCUUUGGCCACGGCUUACACUACACCAACUUCACAUUUGCCUGGAGCGCUGUACCUUCACCCACCUACGAAAUCUCAACUCUUCUGAGUGGAGCGUCAUCUAUCAUCGAGACGACCACCUUUUCGACCGCCACGGCAAAGGUGACUAACAUUGGGAGUAUGGUUUCUGAUUACGUGGGACUUCUCUUUAUAUCUACAAUCAACGCAGGUCCAGGUCCUUAUUCCAUUAAGACACCUGUUUCCUACGAUCGUUUAUUCAAUGUUAAAACCAACGGCUCUGACACUCUCACUUUCUCUUUGACGCUUGGCUCUCUCGCACGUGUAGCUACAAACGGCAGCUUCGUUAUAUAUCCCGGUACCUACAUUUUGACGCUUGAUAACGAGCCUGCUCUAUCAUACUCUUUCACGCUCACUGGUCCAGAAACAAUAAUUGAAUCUGUCCCAAUUCCUCCAACCGUUGCUCCACCUUCUAUCUUACAUCUUGGAUGUUAUAGUGAUAGCAGCACGCGAACAUUGAAUGGAUCUAUGACUACGAAUACAAAUACCAACACACCGCAAGAAUGCGCUCUCACCUGCCACGCUUCUGGAUAUCAAUAUGCUGGUCUGGAAUAUGGGCAGGAGUGUUGGUGUGGUAGCAACAUUUCAAGUUCUGGUGUUAUAUCUGACGCAUCUAACUGCAAUCACACAUGUACUGGCAAUUCCGAGGAGCCUUGUGGUGGCUAUAACUAUAUCGACGUCUUUCGAAUUACGCCUACUGUCACUGCACAGGCUCCAAAAUUUACAGCAAGAGCUUAAGGGCCAGUCUGCAACUUGUCAGCUUGCCGAGGUUUAGCAAUUACGAGACGUAUCUCUUUCUCCUCUCUUCAAUGAUGUCAUUUUCUCUCUCGUUUUCAUGU